UAUUUUCUUUACAAGCUCCUUUGAAACAGGCAGAGUACUGCUCCUGAUCAUUCUUAUCAAUUUUCUGUCAGCUAACAAGUUGAUGAGAUAAUGUGCACAAGAAUCAUAAAUUUGAAAAGGAGAAUCUAAGUCUUCUGCUGAAAGAAGUAACAUUUGCACAGAGUUAUUAACUUCGACGAGCUUAAUAUAAUGGCUGUGGUCUCAGUUUCUAAUAUCCCAUAAGGUUCUCAAGGGAACUAGUCUUUGGGUUCUUUAUUGAAUUAUUAAAAAAGAUUGCAAGGAUUUCAACAAAGACACGAUAUCAUAGGCAAUUCAAAAACUUGGAUUCUAACGAUCAUGUUCAUGUUCUUGACCUUGUGGAACACUGCAAUGGGAGAUCCAAGAACAACUGUCGCGGGUCAAUUUUGCAACAAUGCCAGAGCAGUUUCAGGUGCUUUACUAGCCAACAAUUUUGUUCCUGCAAUGGAUAAUUUGAGUACCCUAGUAAGCGCAAAUGGAUAUGGGACAACAGUUGUUGGCAAAUGUCCAAAUGAAGUCUUUGCUCUUGGUCAGUGUUUAGAAAACUUAGGAACAGUUGUUGGCAAAGGUCCAAAUGCAGUCUUUGCUCUUGGUCAGUGUUUAGAAGACUUAGGUUCUAUCGAUGGCAAACUGUGUUUCUCUGAAAUAAUAUCCCAACUACCUAAAUGUUAUCCAAACUGAGGUGGUAAAAUUUCUCUUGAUGGGUGCUUUGUUAGAUAUGAGAAUCAUUCAUUCUUCAAUGAGGUGUUUGAUUCAAAAGAUAAAAAUGUUUGCUCUUUUAGUGAAAAUGCUUCAAACACACAAAAUUUUCAUGAAGCUGUCAGAGAGGUUGUUGGUAAUGUGUCAUCUGAAGCUCGAAAGAACAAGGGAUUUGCUGUUGGCUCCGCCUCGAAUAUUAAUUUAAGUUAUUCACUUGCUCAAUCUUGGGAGAACAUGGGAAAGGAAUGAUGUAACUUUUGUCUUAAUGUUGCAGCUUCUUCGAUUGUGUCAUGUCUUCCGGGAACAGAAGGCCGGGCACUUUAUGCUGGUUUUUACAUGAGGUACUCAACUGAGCUUUUCUGGAAUGUAGAUCAGAACACGUCGAGCUCUAAUGGGAAAAGCAAUAUCUUGUGGAUUAUACUUCUCUCUUCGCUUGGUGGCUUUUUGUUGAUAAAUGGUAUUAUUGUGGUUUGGAGGAAAGAUGACUUCCAUGGUAAUAAGGGGCUGUUUGAUUUCUCUGGGCCAGGAUUACCCGCGACUGUUUCUCAAUCAAAAUUGAGUUUCAGAUAUGAGGAGCAAAAGGCUACUAGGAACUUUUGCCCAUCAAAUAGAAUUGGUCAGGGGAGCCAUGGGACUGUUUACAAGGCUGUUCUUUCUGAUGGAAAAGAAGUUGCCGUAAAGAGACUGUUCCUUAACACAAGACAGUGGGUUGAUCAGUUUUUCAAUGAAGUUAAUCUGAUAAAUCAAGUUCGUCACAAAAAUCUAGUCAAGCUGCUUGGUUGUAGUGUAGAUGGCCCUGAGAAUUUGCUUGUAUACGAGUACUACCACAACCGGAGCCUAGACCUGUUCAUAUUUGGUGAGAACCAUAAUAAGCAUUUAAACUGGCAGCUGAGGUUUGAUAUUAUUAGAGGAGUUGCAGAAGGACUAUCUUAUCUCCAUGAAGAAUCUGAAACUCGAAUCAUUCAUCGAGACAUAAAGGCCAGUAAGUUUAAGCCCAAAAUAACAGAUUUUGGACUUGCAAGAUCUUUCUCUCAGGACCAAACUCAUCUUAGCACUGGAAUAGCUGGAACACUGGGUUAUUUAGCUCCAGAAUAUAUCGUGCAUGGGCAUCUCACAGAAAAAGCAAAUGUAUGCAGCUACGGCAUGCUGAUUUUUGAAAUCGUGGGCGGUAAAAGAUGCAGCAAUCUGUUAGGAUCUCAGCCCAGGCGUUCGCUUUUUGCAAAGGCUGGCACGGUAGUAGAAAUUAUAGAUGAAAUUAUUUACGAGGAAAAUAUAAAAGAAGGGAUCAUCCAUGUUGUACACAUUGGAUUAUCCUGUACUCAAGCCAAUCCACAGAGCCGAUCAACAAUGGCAAAGGUAGCGGAGCUGCUGAGAAGCCGCAGAAUUGAAAUGGAGCUUGUUUUGAGUGACCCUCCAUUUACAGGGAUUUCUGUGGAAAGUAUACCAUGAUGUGCAGGUUAAUAUGCUUUUUGUGAUUUAUUAUUGUCACUUGAGCAGUGUGAUAAUGUUCGAUUAUUUAUAUGAUGUUUUCGUAUUGAUUUUGACAUGCUCUUUGGAUGAUAAGUGAAGAGGUAAUG
This is a messenger RNA of Asparagus officinalis (garden asparagus), 2294 nucleotides long. Its product is annotated as cysteine-rich receptor-like protein kinase 3. Gene Ontology annotation, molecular function: protein kinase activity; ATP binding. The record is from RefSeq and is a predicted model, not a curated record. Gene Ontology annotation, biological process: protein phosphorylation. NCBI's taxonomy places the organism in Eukaryota, Viridiplantae, Streptophyta, Magnoliopsida, Asparagales, Asparagaceae.